This is a messenger RNA of Musa acuminata subsp. malaccensis (wild Malaysian banana), 1817 nucleotides long. RefSeq names its product BRAP2 RING ZnF UBP domain-containing protein 2. Gene Ontology annotation, molecular function: zinc ion binding; ubiquitin protein ligase activity. Gene Ontology annotation, cellular component: cytoplasm. Lineage: Eukaryota; Viridiplantae; Streptophyta; Magnoliopsida; Zingiberales; Musaceae. Gene Ontology annotation, biological process: Ras protein signal transduction; protein ubiquitination. The record is from RefSeq and is a predicted model, not a curated record.
GCCACUUCGCCAUGUCCACCUCCGCCCCCGCAGCGCAAGAUGAUGUUCUCCGGCCGGCUUCUCCUCCUCCUCCUCAUCCUUCAGAGUCCUGCGGCGAGCUCGUGGAGCCACCGGUCUUGGACCUCACGCAGGCCGUCCCCUUCUCCUCCGGAAACCCUAGGAUCGAGGAGACCCGAGGAAUCAUGUACCUCUACCCCGAAGACGCCACCUCUUCAUCCAUUCUUCCUGUGGGAAGGAAGCCUCUUGUUUGUGUCAUUGCGGUGCCGAACCACAUGACAUAUGCUGAUUUCUGCCAGUUCUGUGGUGCCUUCAUUCAGCGCAUGUUUGAUAUGCGAAUUGUUAGAACUAAUGGUGUGGAGGAUCAGUAUAGCGUGAUUAUAAGGUUUGAUGAUCAAACGUCUGCAGAUGAAUUCUAUCAACACUUCAAUGGGAGGAGUUUUUCGUCUCUCGAGGGUGAUAUAUGUUCUGUCCAUUACACCGUCGAUGUACAGUACACAGGAUCCAUAGAACAUGCACAAAGUUCGUUGACAAGCUCAGCCGAACUGCCUACUUGCCCAGUUUGUCUUGAGAGAUUAGACCAAGAUACUGGUGGCAUACUUACAACAAUUUGCAAUCAUACUUUUCACUGUUCAUGCAUAUCAAAAUGGACAGAUUCUUCUUGUCCGGUUUGCAGAUAUUGCCAGCAACAACCUGAAAAAUCAACAUGUUCUGUUUGUGGGACUUCUGAAAAUGUUUGGAUAUGCCUUAUAUGUGGUUUUGUUGGCUGUGGAAGUUACAAGGAGGGUCAUGCUAUCAAUCAUUGGAAAGAAACACAACACUGCUAUUCACUUGAAUUGGAAACUCAGCGUGUAUGGGAUUAUAUUGGGGACAACUAUGUGCAUCGGCUAAUUCAAUCAAAAACUGAUGGGAAGUUGGUUGAGUUGAAUUUUCACUGUGCUUAUGCUGAUGAUAAGCAUGGAAGUUGUGAAUGUAGUGAGGAAUCUGGUUUUAAUGAGGCUCUUCUGAACAGUAAACUCGAAGCUAUUAUUGAAGAGUACAAUGACCUACUCACAUCUCAACUAGAUAAUCAAAGAAAACAUUAUGAAUCCGUGCUGCUGGAGAUCAAGGAAGAGACAGAGGAGAAAAUAUCUGAGUCUGUUGAAAAGGCUAUUGGUUUGAAACUUCACAAGUUACAAAUGAAGCUUGACAAAUGCAUUGAAGAGAAAAGGUUUUUUGAAGAUAUUAAUGAAAACCUUAUGAAAAAUCAAGAGAUGUGGAAAGCAAAGCUUCAGCAAUUGGAAGAAAGGGAGCAAGCUGCAAUGAAUCUGAGAGAUGAGAAAAUACAAGGCUUGGAGGAACAGCUGGGAUAUCUAAUAAGGCACAUAGAGACUCAGAAGGUGAUAGAUGAGCCUCCAGAUGGCUCUGUUGCAAGUGAGAUAAAAGGUGGGACUAUAAUUCCUGUCCAGUCUGCAUCCUCUUCUAGCGGCAGCAACAAACAAGGAAGAAGGAAUCGAAGAAGGAACUAACAGUAUUGUUGACAAAGACGAGAAGGUAAUCUGACAUCAUCAUACACAUCCCAACCAGUUUUUUUUUUUUUUGAAAUGAUUAGGAGCAAUACCAAACUAACUUUUGUUGUACAUUGGAUGAGGCAAAUUGAAGACUAUAGAAGCCUAAGAACCAUUAAUGUCAAUAUAUGUAAAUAGGAAAAUCAAGCUAUUUUCUAUACUAUAGUAGCUUUGGAGAAGGUUGUAUUGAUAAGAGCCAUCCAGCAAAUCAGAAGGUUGUAUCACGUAGUAUAUAUGAAGUUUGUCUUGGCUUGCAUUGGAUCCAGUAAAAAA